AUGUUGUCAAUCUUGGCUGCUGGCAUUGCGUUAUUUUGUCUUUUAAACAAGAUCUACGCGAACUCCGAUGAAUGUCAAAGACGAAUAGACUUUGAUGCCAGCAGGGAUAUGGUAGCANCAAAUACAGGUUGUCAAAAGGACAGUGAAGAAUUCGAUUUUCUGAAACACACAUGUCCUAAGUCAACCUGCCUCAGAACAAAAUGUCCCAUCCAUACGACCUGCCAAGAAAUGUGCCAGCCACGUUAUAAACGCUACAUAUGCAAAUGUCCAACAGRCAGUUCAUACAACUGUGAAAAUCUACCACGAACAUGCAAUGACUUAAGGAAAAGUCUUGGUUUUGUACCUUCUGAUGGGAAAUACUUUGUGUAUGACGAACAAGACAAGCUAUUCCAGGUCUACUGUGAUUUCAGCAGCGAGCCUGGUUUUGCGUACACGCUGAUUACGUCUUUCUCUUUUGGUAACAAAGCUAUUUUCAGGACUCUGGGAUUCUAUACUGACUCUCCUUUUGAACAAAGCUCAGUGAAUUGGAUCAAAUACAGGUUGUCAAAAGGACGUAUGGAGUUGAUCGCAAAGAAUUCCACUCAUGUUAGAGCAACAUGUAACAUGAACAUCAAGUAUUCAACAAAAGAUUACAUUCGAGCGAAUUUACAAGGAUUCCCAUUAUUCCAACAAUUUAGACAAAGGCCCCCAUUUAAACCAGCCUACGCUGAAUUGGGUGGCCUGUUGAAAUAUUGCUCAUAA
Molecule: messenger RNA, 741 nt
Organism: Exaiptasia diaphana
Lineage: Eukaryota; Metazoa; Cnidaria; Anthozoa; Actiniaria; Aiptasiidae
Exons: 5
Coding region: 1-741 (246 amino acids)
Molecular function (GO): oligosaccharide binding
Source: RefSeq, a predicted model, not a curated record